GAAAUCAGGCAGUUCGUUUUGACCCUCCGUGAGCUGAGGGUACGGCGCGUGCUUUCGAGAAUCUCGUGAUAUUUCGUAAACAAUGCCAUUUAUGAAUCGUAGCAACGCUGGAUUUCGACGAAGCCGCAGUUUGAGGGAUUGUUGAUCUAUGAUCGUCCACGGAAUAUCGUGAUUUUUUUACGUUUUGCGUUCGUUCAGUUGGCCGUGAUUGCCGGCCGGAAAGCUGUUUGCCGGAGGAAUUGCCUUCGAAUUUUCACCUGAACCCGGCUUAAUUGGAUAUUUACAUUUGUCGGUGAACCUUGUGCAAACUUUGUGCCUGAUAGAAUUUGUCGCGUUACCAGGAGCUUGUUACCACGUGCAGCCAAAAUGCCCGAGUCGAGAGCACAUGUUCUGAAAGUUCUGUUUGUGGUGUCUGUGUUUGUGCAGGCUGAGUUCUGGGGCAGGGUUAAUGCUGAUUUCGAGAACAGUUGGACGAUGUACCAGGAACAGCCGUGCUGUUCAGGUACCGGAAAUCACCAUGUUCGACAUCACAGAGAUCAUGUCAGAGAGUUCGCCUGUGGCCAGCUGUACUACCGGACCUUCCAUUUGGACGUCAAGAGGGAUUCCUUAUACGUUGGAGCAAUGGGACGUGUUUUCCGAUUGAAUCUCAGCAACAUCAACGCUUCAAGCUGUGAGAGGGACGCACUGAAUUUGGAACCUACAAAUGUAGCGCAAUGUGUGUCCAAAGGAAAAUCAGAGCAUUUUGACUGUCGAAACCACAUCAGGGUCAUUCAAUCGAUGGGAGAUGGAAAGAGGCUGUAUAUUUGUGGAACCAAUGCUCACAAUCCCAAAGACUGGGUAGUAAAUGCCAACUUGACGCACAUCGGACGCAACUUCUUCGUCCCCGGCAUAGGUUUAGGUAUAGCGAAAUGCCCCUACGACCCUGCCGACAACUCCACCGCUGUCUGGGUAGAACACGGAAAUCCCGGAGAUCUCCCCGGACUCUACUCCGGAACCAACGCCGAAUUCACAAAGGCCGACACGGUAAUCUUCAGGACUGACCUUCACAACCUCACCACCGGCAGGAAGGAGUUCAGCUUCAAGAGAACAAUCAAAUACGACUCCAAAUGGCUAGACAAGCCGAACUUCGUUGGAUCUUUUGACAUCGGUGAUUAUGUCCUCUUCUUUUUCCGUGAAACGGCUGUAGAAUACAUCAACUGUGGAAAAAGCGUCUAUUCCAGAGUUGCCAGAGUGUGCAAGAGAGAUACCGGUGGUAAGAACAUCCUGUCGCAGAAUUGGGCGACCUACCUCAAAGCCAGGCUCAACUGCUCCAUCCCUGGAGAGUUUCCCUUCUACUUCAACGAAAUACAGAGCAUCUACAGAGUUCCUGGCGACAACAAUAAGUUCUAUGGCACCUUCACAACCUCAACCAACGGCCUGAUGGGAUCAGCCAUAUGUUCUUUUACGUUGAGCGACAUCCACGCAGCCUUUGCUGGAAAGUUCAAAGAACAAGCCUCUUCAUCCUCGGCUUGGUUACCUGUUCUCUCUGGUCGUGUGCCAGAACCAAGACCUGGAACUUGCGUCAACAAUACAGAAACUUUGCCGGAUUCAGUACUGAAUUUCAUAAGAUCCCAUCCACUGAUGGACUCUGCCGUUCAACACGAGCAUGAAAAACCCGUCUUCUUCAAGAGAGACAUCAUUUUCACCAAGUUGGUAGUUGACAAGGUACCUGUAGAUAUUGGAGGUGCAGUUUUGGACUACACCGUCUACUACGCAGGAACAAACGAUGGACGUGUCCACAAGAUUGUGGAAUGGCAGAAAGAAGAUGGUGAUACCUCCUCCAUCCUUCUGGAUGUUUUCGAUGUUACCCCUGGUGAAGCCAUACAGGUGAUGGAGAUCAGCAAGGAACAUAAAGCUAUCUACGUAGCGUCUGAUAUGAGGAUAAAACAGGUCGAUCUGGUGAUGUGCAACAGGAGAUACGAUAAUUGCUUGAGAUGCGUCCACGAUCCUUAUUGCGGAUGGGACAAGGAUUCGAAUGUCUGCAAACCCUACUCUCCUGGUCUCCUGCAGGACGUUUCCAAUAGCACGGUUGACGUCUGCGACACCAGCGUAGUGAAGAAGAAGAUGAUCGUCACGUGGGGUCAGAGCCUUCACCUGGGAUGUUUCCUGAAGAUGCCGACAGUCUUGUCUUCUCAAACUAUAACUUGGUAUCAUUACUCCAAGGACAAAGGUCGUUACAAGAUCCAGUUCAGGCCAGAGAAAUACAUAGAAACGUCAGAAAGGGGAUUGGUCAUCAUCGCGGUCACAGAGGCGGACGCUGGUCGUUACGAUUGUUCUAUGGGCGCUUCGUUGUUGUGUUCCUACAAUGUAACAGUGGAUGCGCAUAGGUGCGCUCCACCGGCGAAGACCAACGAUUACCAGAAGAUCUACUCGGAUUGGUGUCAUGAAUUCGAAAAGUACAAGUCGGCCAUGAAGACUUGGGAAAGGAAGCAAGCUCAAUGUGCCUCGAGGCAGAACGACAGCAACCAAAACAACCACCCAAAUGAGAUUUACAGGCCACUAGUGUGAUAGCUCGUACAGCAUGGGCCGCUAGCCUUGACGUUUCUAGGCAUCCCCCUAUACUGGACCCGCGUUCUUUUCGUCUAGACUAGUGGUGUGACACUGUGAUGUUGCGUGUGGACAAAAACAGAUAUGUAACGCCAUCUGGCGGCUUGGGACGAAUUUUAAAGUGUAUUUUAAUGACGCUCAACUGGUGAAAAUCUAGCGCUUGUGUCGUUUAUCCAUUCUCCAAGAAAGUAAUGAUUUUUAUGAUGAAAUAUUUUUUCACGUGAACGUAUUAAUCGGUGGGGGUAACGUCGAGAUUUCAGCAGGUGAAUCAUCGAUCGGAAAUAAUAGAAGUCAAGCUCAAAAAGCUCAACCUAACUCCCAACAAGGCCUUAUUCAGACUGCUUCUCAACUCUAAAUUUCCUUUUGAAAUCUCGAAAAUCUCCACCGACAUGCGAAAUGUCUGUAAUAUAAAACUUACUUCGUCUUAGCUAGUAAACAUGUAUUUCGAAAAACAACUAUUUACAGAAAAACAAAACGAUGCCACAUCGCAUUGGAAAAACUGAAUAAUUUUGAACAUUGUAGGACUGUGAUAUGCGUGUAUUGUAUUGUAAUUUUCACGAAAAUUGAUUUUUUUGUUUCGAUGUGUAAAAUCAGCCUCAUAUUUCGGACCAAGUGGGUGAACUUUUUCUGUAUAUCUCUUCGAUUUAUAUUUUCAAAUUGUAAAUUCCGAUUUUAUGACUAAGCAUAAGUUUUGAUUUUUUUUAACUAUUUCGAUGUAAUCUAGUAUAUCUCCUGCGUUUUAGUCAUGAAAUUGUAUAUUUAAACUCGUAGAUUCAUCGCGUAUUGAAGCAAUACUCUUUGCUUGUGAGAUGUUGGUCCUUCUAAAAUAUAUAUAAAUAUAAAUAAAAAAAUGUACAUAUGUUUAACAUUGGAAGAAUUGUACCUAAUUCAUUUUGUAACUUUUGUUAAACUAUAGGUUUCUGUCAGAGCGUUUCGAAAAUUCUUAAAUCUAAGCUGAUUCCUCGUUUUUUCUCCAAAACAUAGUUUGUAGUUGUUCAUUAUGGUUGAAGACAAUCACUCUGCUGAAAAUAUGGAUACAAGUUUUCUGUCCACUUUGCAGCUGCAAUUAUAUCAAUUCAAAAAAAAAGGAAAGCACAAGGAAAAUUUUCCAAUAAAAUGAAUAUAGCAAUACCGUAGUAAUGAAAAAUUACUUCAAAAUUAUCACAUCAAUAGAACAUGGUUGUUCACUUAACGCACAAUUCUUAUUUAUCGUUUUAUUCUCACAUGUUUUUAUUUAGUUGAAGAAGAUUCUCCAUUGGGGUGCUUUUGACUUGAAUUUAUUUUAAUUUUUCCUAUUACAUCUGUUGAAAUUUUUUGCUUCUCUUAGAGUGAUAGCCCCCUUAAUGGAAUACGGAAAGUAUUUUCAUAUUAUUUUUGUCAUGAGCUGUUCGACUAUGGUUUAAUUUAUUCUAAUUCAAUUAACCCUGUAAAUACCUAUGUAAAGUUAGUGAAAAUUAACUAUAUCAAUCCUAAGUACUUAUAACUGAAUAAAAUACAUCUUUACAUGAAUGAACAAUAAACAGAAUACUUUCAGAAGAAAACUCGUCAUACUGAAAAUGUUAAGCUUUGUUUUAUGAAUGUUGUUGGAGUAAGUAGUUUUGUAUAUCGCAUUUAUUGUAUUCUCCAUGUUUGCAGAUUGUUGACAAGCAAUCACAGCAUUUACAGACUGUCUUAGUUUUAAGUUAUUCACAUUUUUAGAUUAAGAAUUGGGUUUUUGUAUGAAACAGAGUACAUAUCCUAAAUCCUGCAAUAAUUUCGGAAGCUUAAUUGUUUUACGCUCCACAUUAUCGUUCAUUAUUUAGGCAAAGCUAUUGUUACGAAUUUAAAAUGUAGAGGAUUCGGAGGUGAAAUCCAAAUGAUGACUUCUAUGAAGUAAUUUUUUCAUAUUACUGAAUUUUAUAACAGACCCUGACGUUUGGAGGAUACAGGUUGACGUUGUUGAAGUAAACGAUUAAACCAAUAGGAGUUUUAUUGAAUUUUUAUAGAUGUAUUUAACCCUCAGGUGUGCUAUGGUGAACGAUAACCCUUCUCCUAACGUCAGCCCCUGGACUUAAGAUAAACUAUGUAGUUGUAGCUUUUAGUUUUUAUUUUUCUUAGCCUCAUAGUUCUAUAGAGAUCAGAAAUUGUUGACAAUUCUAGUGAUUUCAAAUUUUUAUAAUCAUCAACUGUAUCGAUGGUAUGUUCCCAAAACUACUGAUUAUUUACGAUUUAUUGUAAAUAUAUUGCAGUGAAGAUUAGUUGAUAUAGUGAGAUCAUCCCUGUAAAUUGUAAUAGUUAAGUCGCUAAUUGCUCUCUUGGAUAUUAUCAAUAAAGAUUAUGAAGAAAA
Molecule: messenger RNA, 4912 nt
Organism: Harmonia axyridis
Lineage: Eukaryota; Metazoa; Arthropoda; Insecta; Coleoptera; Coccinellidae
Product: semaphorin-2A
Exons: 13
Coding region: 367-2547 (726 amino acids)
Biological process (GO): neural crest cell migration; negative regulation of axon extension involved in axon guidance; negative chemotaxis
Molecular function (GO): semaphorin receptor binding; chemorepellent activity
Source: RefSeq, a predicted model, not a curated record